UUCUUUCAUCUCUCCCUCUCUCCUCGACUCCUCGUAAUAUCUGUAGCGGCAGAUCAAAAGCUACCCACCAAUGGAAGUCAAACAAUCCAACAAAUCAGACAUAUCAUCAGCACAAGCAGUUCUACUAGGAGCUCUAGCUCCGGGUGUUAAUAAUCCUACAUGGAAUACUAUCAAAUCAGCGUUUGUCAUGUUGGGUCUCUGUCUUGCUGUUAUGUUGGGGCUAGCGUUCUCAGCUAGCGACUCUUGGUUAAUACUUCAUGUUGCUUUUCUCCUUCUAAUUGCUGCAACCCUUUUCUUGCUUCUUAGCUGGUUUCUCGCACAAACUGGUCUGGUUUCAGUUGAGCAUCAAAUGCGGGAAAUGGAUUUGAUGCCAAAUGAUCUUAAAGGACAAGCAAAAAAAGCAAAUUAGUUUAUCUGAUGUUUCUUGCACAAACUGGUCUGUUUUCAGUUGGAAAUCAAAUGCAGAGAUGGUGCCAAAUGAUCUUACCAAGACAAAGCAAAGAAAGCAAAUUGAUUUUAGUUUUUUAACUUUAUUCCAUUGGAAGAUGAAUACAUUUGAUGCAUUCCUGCGGAAAGAAAAGAGACAAGAAGGUUGGAAUGAGAGCCAUUCUUCUGUUCUUCUCUUGAAAAAUCAUAAUUUGACCAGAUGCAUUUGUUAAUCACUCUUCGUCUCCUUCUCCUUAUGUUUGUUCUUCUUGGCCUUGACGAAGCAGAAACAUGAACAACAUGGGAGCUGAAACAAGAGCUUCAUGUCUUUGUUGCGUUUGUGAUUUGAAAUGUUCGGUAAACCAUAAUGUAUAUAGAACACCCAGCUUUUAUUUUAUUACAAUUAUCAUUAUUAUUAUGUUGCU
Carica papaya (papaya) is the source of this 851-nucleotide messenger RNA. RefSeq lists its product as uncharacterized. NCBI's taxonomy places the organism in Eukaryota, Viridiplantae, Streptophyta, Magnoliopsida, Brassicales, Caricaceae. The record is from RefSeq and is a predicted model, not a curated record.